CUGUCCAUCGCCAAAAGAGAUAAUAGGCAAGGCAAGGCAAGGCACACUGACGCUAGCUCUUGCAAUAGGCAGUAUUUUGUAUGUUAUGAACUGGGUGUCGGCGGCAACAUUCCCGUCAUGCAUUGAAGUCACAAGCAUCUCAGUUAGUGACGCCAGAGAGGGCAUAGUGGAGCUACUGCAACAGACUUGCUAUUCUACGAACUUGUGUGUAGCGGUGUACUGUUUUCUUUCAAAGUAAGUGCUGCCAAAGAAAACAAAACUGAAACUAAGCGAAAGCCACUCUAACCAUAUCUCAUCUAAUUCCUAACUUGACCAUCUCUAACCUAAUACCUAACAUAACUAUCUCUAAAUGAUGCCUAAUCUUCACCAUCUCUACUAAGUACCAAGACUCCAUCUCUAACCUAAUUCUUCAACUCAGCCCAACAAUGUUACCAGAAUCACUUGUGAAACAAGAAUUUGGUAAAUGAUUGGGACAUCGCUUUUAUUUUUGUCAUUUCCCACGAAUGGUUUUAGGGAAGUAGCAAAAUUGUUGCUGGUAAAUAUUAAUUUCGCACUCAUACCAACAUUCAUAAAUAAACACGUAGAUCUUCGCUGCAAUGUUGCAGUAGCAUUUCAUUUACAUUUUGUUUUUGUAAGUCCUCUGCAGAGGUGUCCCAGAGCAGGAUAGCCAACCCUAACUUCUCCCAACAUGUUAACUUCUGAUUAGGGCUGAAGGCAGUGUCUGACGCGGAGGGACCAUGCCCAACGUUAAGGUGCAGAGCUCCAGUGGCCUGGCCCAGGCCCGUCGCAGCGUCCAGCAGCUCAGGCAGGAGGCCUGCAUGGAGAGGAUCAAGGUGUCCAAGGCGUCUUCAGACCUCAUGCACUUCUGCCGGGAGCAGGCCAAGUACGAUCCCCUGCUCAAUGGCAUCCCUGCCUCCGAAAACCCCUUCAAGGAGAAGAAGCCAUGCGCCAUUUUGUAGCAGAACACACUUUCGGCCUAUAUUCUUCUCAUGCUUUUCCCCCCCCCAUUAUUCUGUUCCGGAAAACAAGACUCAAACUGAAACUCAUGAGUGAAACUGUACCAUAGAAACGUUAGCCUUAAGGUCGUUGGCCUCUCUAAAUUGGUUACCAAACACCUGCUUCUGAACAGCGGUUGGAUAAGAAUGCCCUUUUACUGCACACCAAGUACACCAAAGAACACCCAGCCACUGUACUUCAGCUAGCAUGUAGCAUCAGAUAUAACACCUAGCAGAUGUAGCAAUGGAUAUAAAAGCUAGCAGAUAUGGCAGCAGAUAUAAUUCUUGCAGAUAUAGCAUGAAAUAUAAAGCUAGCAGAUAUAUCAUCAGAUAAAACGGCUCGCAGAUAUAGCUUAUAAAAGCUAGCCGAUAUAGCAUAGAUAGAUAAAGAAUUCACUACAGUAUGAGGUAUAAUAUUAGGUAUUGUGCCAUUAAAAAUACCAUUAGAUAUUACUCCAAUGUUAAAGAUGCAAUGUAUGACCUUUCAAUGCAGAGAAGGAACCUACUUUCUCCAGGUAGAUGUAUUGGAUUUAUAGGAAUUAAUGGAGGGUUUCACCAGUAGGGCAUAAUGAAAUGUUAUUCAAAGCUUCAGAUAAUUUCUUUUUUUUAUAUCAAUGCAAUGGCUUUCUGCCUUUCUGUACUUUGUAUGCAAUAGAAACAACUGCAAGAUGAUGGUUUUUCACUUGACACUCCUCACACUUCUGGUAAGGUAUAGAUGUUUGUGGCAAAUGUAUUAGUGUAGAUUAGCCCCUUUAAAUUAGGUACUCCUUAAAUGUAUUUAAAUACGCUGUAGAUUUUCUAUAUCUCACCGUGUGUUGGCUUCCAUAUUUGUUAUCAUGCUAUCAGUUAGUCUUAAAAGCUGUUAGAACUUACAUAAACAUGACUGUCACCAGCUUGUACCAAAAAAUUCUGUGUUUACAGUUGCCAUGGGGAUUUUCCUCCACACAAUCCAUCAGAGAGCUGAGAUGCAUUAAUCCGUGUACCAGGGUGACUAUUGACAUUCGUCUCAUGUUUAAUUACACAUAACUAAGGACAGGUCGUUUAAAAUCUUUCUAGGUGUAGAUGCAAUAAUGCUAGGACACACAUUGAAUGAAUAUGUGUGUUUACAUGCACUAACAUACGUUUUAGCUACUCGUCUGAAUUGUGUUUGUGUGUGAGUGUGUGUGAAUGCAUGCGUGUGUGUGUCUAUGAGACCGUUGUCAACAAUCAUGGCGGAAUUUAUCCAACAAAUAAAACAUGUAAGGACCUGAUCAAUGUGUUAAUCGAUUUAAAUAAAAGUAUUUCCAAACGAUGUAA
Messenger RNA from Gadus macrocephalus (Pacific cod), 2291 nucleotides. RefSeq names its product guanine nucleotide binding protein (G protein), gamma 12b (gene gng12b). Gene Ontology annotation, cellular component: heterotrimeric G-protein complex. Gene Ontology annotation, biological process: G protein-coupled receptor signaling pathway. Gene Ontology annotation, molecular function: G-protein beta-subunit binding. Bases 738 to 959 code for a protein of 73 amino acids. NCBI's taxonomy places the organism in Eukaryota, Metazoa, Chordata, Actinopteri, Gadiformes, Gadidae. The record is from RefSeq and is a predicted model, not a curated record. The transcript has 3 exons.